This is a messenger RNA of Electrophorus electricus (electric eel), 1982 nucleotides long. RefSeq names its product platelet-derived growth factor alpha polypeptide a (gene pdgfaa). Gene Ontology annotation, biological process: positive regulation of cell migration; positive regulation of cell population proliferation; positive regulation of ERK1 and ERK2 cascade. Lineage: Eukaryota; Metazoa; Chordata; Actinopteri; Gymnotiformes; Gymnotidae. Gene Ontology annotation, cellular component: membrane. The record is from RefSeq and is a predicted model, not a curated record. Gene Ontology annotation, molecular function: growth factor activity; platelet-derived growth factor receptor binding.
GUCUAAAACAACGGCAACAGUCGUUCCAACGCACUUUAAAAAGCGCUAAUUUUGCUCGUAUCUCAGUUAAACAUAACCAUCACUGACUUGAGAGAAAGCAGCAAGUUGAAAGCCCCGCGAGAGAAUACAGAGCUCAGGGGCGGAGGGGGCGCGCACCGGGGGCGCGUCUCGCUGACUUUUAUUCCGAGGCGCAAAGCCUUUCCAGUUCAUUUACGGACCAGAGGACCUCGGUAAGCGUUGCAGAACAGGUGCUCAUAACUCCAAACCGUUUAGUAAAGUGAAUCAGUUUUAAAAAUUAGUUUAAGAAAAGACGUGCCAAGGACAAAAGCUAAUUCACGGACGAAAGGAUUCUAAUUUCUUUUUACUCCAUAGUGAUUCUGCAAAUGUUAAUAUAGCGAAUAAAAAAUAACAUAUUUGUUUUUUUAAACUUAUGGUUGUCUCGCAAUUUGGGGGAUUUCGAUCAUUUGUUUUCGUCCCCUUGGAUUAUUUGUGCAACGAUCUGGGCCGCUGGGUUGAUUUCUGGAUGGCACGGAAUAAAAGCGACCUAAAGCAAGUGCGACUCGAACGCUCGGAGCCCGUUUUAACAGCUGCUCUCGUAUAACCGUGCACUCUGCGUGGUUGUACAAAGCGCGCUCUGAGAGGGAUGGUCUUCGGCUCUCUGCCGGUUGGAGCAUCUCUGUGGCUCCGGUCGGAACCGUUUCGCCUCCACGGGGACAAACUAGGACCAAAGAGAUGAGAGUCGCGCUCUGCUACCUUCUCGCCUGUGCCUCCUUCUCUUCUGCUCUUCUUCCCGCAGCUGCAGAGGAAGCGUCGACUCCCCGGGAGCUGACUGAGAGUUUCCCCCACAGCGAGAUCGGCACCAUUGGCGACCUCCAGCGGCUGCUGGAGACACACUCCGCAGAGAAUGAGGCAGUGCAGGAGACUAAAUGGUACUACCGCAAAGAACGUCUCCACGACGAUGAUGACCUCAAAAGCUCGCAGACGCACCCCAGACGGAAAAGGAGCAUUGAGGAGGCAGUGCCGGCUGUGUGUAAGACUCGGAGCGUGGUGUAUGAGAUCCCGCGCAGUCAGGUAGAUUCCAUGGCGGUAAACUUCCUGAUCUGGCCGCCGUGUGUGGAGGUGAGCCGCUGCUCGGGCUGCUGCAACACCAGCACCAUGCGCUGUCACGCCAGUAAGACAUACCACAGGACUGUGAAGGUGGCCAAGGUGGAGUACGUGCGUCGCAGGCCAAAGCUGAGGGAGGUGCUGGUGCAGCUUGAGGAUCAUCUGGAGUGUGUGUGUGUACCCAAACACCACCUGGACUCUCGCUUACACACAGCAGAUAUAAGGUGAGUGUGACGUUGGGCAGAGAAGGUGGCAAUAAGGAGGGCCAACCACCUUGUCCAAUCAAAUCUUAGGUCCCACAUGACAUCAGUCAGCAAAAGGGGAGUGCCAAGCAAUCCACAGCAGACACACUGACGGCGGACCAACCGAACCGGGCUGAGCUGAAGGGCACCGUUGUUGGGCUCGGAUAGGCCAGUUUCUGCACAUUUUGACGGACGGCACAGUGAGACAGACAGACUCUUAGGAAAGAAAUUCACCCUCGCCGAUGGAGUUCACGCCGUGAUGGCAGAGAUGGCCGACUCCGCCCUCCCCCCAGCCUCAACGCACAGGCCUGAGCUCUUGUCACGGACGCUGACGUCUGCCAUGCCCUCCCGAUACUGCCUCGCCGGGACUGCCUCGCCGUGACUGCCUCACCGAGAACUCCUCUCCGCCUGCGCCGGGUCUGACGGCAGCGUAACGGAGUGUCUAACACAGACAAGUCACUCUUAUAACCAGAUUUCUUUCUUCCAGUAAGCACUUCUGGGGGAUUCUCUCCUUGACUUUCGUAGACCCAUAUUCUGUCGAGUGUUGAUUUGCUCCGGUGCGUAGAACAAAAGAAACAGGCAUAACCAAAGUCUCUGCAGUAACCGCUACUAAUAAACUAUUUAUAAAUGCAUUGA